Messenger RNA from Hibiscus syriacus, 763 nucleotides. RefSeq lists its product as uncharacterized. Bases 153 to 635 code for a protein of 160 amino acids. NCBI's taxonomy places the organism in Eukaryota, Viridiplantae, Streptophyta, Magnoliopsida, Malvales, Malvaceae. The record is from RefSeq and is a predicted model, not a curated record. The transcript is spliced from 3 exons.
CUUCGAAGCUCUCUUUAAAAAAUAUAUAUAAUUUACUUCAGAAACCCAAAUCUCCGGUUCGCCAGUUUUCUUCAAAGAAACUCACUUUGUGUUUUCUUACUAACAAUAAUAAUUAUUUGUUGUUUAAAUUUUGGGACAUAAUGUAGUCUGCCAUGAAAGUUUCAUCUCCAAUAAUAUUUCCCAUAAAUUCAACACCAAAAUUGAAAAAACUUAACAAAAUUUCUUAUGGUUUGGGAUCCAAUGAAUACAACUCGAUCUCUAAAAUCUGCACUGUUUCAUCUUCUUCUUCUUCUUCUUCUCAUGAGGCUGAGUCAAGGGCAGUGGGAGAUGCACACAGACGACGGAGCAGUCUUGAAUCUUUAUUUUGUUAUGAUAAACCUAUUCCCGAGGAAAGAAUCGAAGAACCAGUUGGGGUACAUCUGGCUGAAAAAAUAGUUGGAGAUAAUCCCUGUUGCAUUGAUUGUCAGGCCAAAGGUGUUGUCCUUUGUUCCACUUGCUCUGGUUGCGGAUUAUAUGUGGACUCGAUAUUAGAAAGCCAGGGUAUCAUUGUCAAAGUUCGCUGCCUAGGUUGUGGAGGAACCGGCAAUGUUAUGUGCUCGGAGUGCGGUGGCCGAGGUCAUCUAGGACCGAAAUAAUUUGACGUCGGCCUCUUUACCUCAGUAAAUUUGUUUUGGCCUUUAUAUGUAGCAUUUACACAUUGGAAUUUCAUUUCUUCUAGUCAUGUAGUUCAUGAUAAAAGAAAAUUAAUGAUUUAGUUUGAUUC